AUGCGACUGCAUGCUUUACAGGGCGCUAUCAGCAAGUAUCGAGUGGUCCGCAGAAUCAAGGGGCCUAGAGGCACCAGGCUGGCAGAACGCGUUGCCCACCGCGCCGCGGGCUCUCACCGUUCGCAGCCUUUUAAAAUCAUCGACCAGUCGAUAACCAGCGACGUCGCCAAUGGGCAGUACGAUACGAACUGGGCUGGAGCAGCUUACGCUGAAUCUGAGGCACGGAUCAUUCACAGCCGUGACCGGCAUGUUUGCGGUCCCCACUCCCAGUGCACCCAGUGGCAGUUCGGGCGACACAUAUCUGCAGCUGCUUGGGUCGGAAUCGAUGGCUACACUUGCGAGAACGCCAUCCUGCAGACCGGUGUCGACUUUACGGUCGACGAGUACGGCGAUGUCUCGUAUAGCGGUACGCAAGCCACGGUUCGUCCUAAAGCGUUGCGUUAUUCUGACGAUACUUCCAAAAGCCUGGUCCAGCUUACUGUGACGGCGAGCAGCACGACAUCGGGGACUGCGUACAUCGAGAACCCGUCGACGGGACAGACAGUGACCCAGGACCUGAGCUCUUCGUAUGCCCUGUGCGAGGAAAAUGCGGAAUGGAUCGUCGAGGACUAUGAGGAGGAUGGUUCACUCGUCGCCUUUGCUGACUUCGGCACCGUUACGUUUACCAAUGCAGAAGCGACCUACGAUGGAGAAACCGUUGGCCCAUCGACCGCGACGCUCAUCAAUAUCGAGCAGAAUGGCGAGGUCUUGACCUCGGUGUCGACAGAUUCCUCGUCGGUCACGAUCAGCUAUCAGUAA
Laetiporus sulphureus 93-53 is the source of this 798-nucleotide messenger RNA. RefSeq lists its product as uncharacterized. Gene Ontology annotation, biological process: proteolysis. Bases 1 to 798 code for a protein of 265 amino acids. The transcript has 3 exons. NCBI's taxonomy places the organism in Eukaryota, Fungi, Basidiomycota, Agaricomycetes, Polyporales, Laetiporaceae. The record is from RefSeq and is a predicted model, not a curated record. Gene Ontology annotation, molecular function: glutamic-type endopeptidase activity.